UCACAAACGGUAAUCGGAUUAUGAAUGCGCAUCAUGGGCGUGGUUAUUUUCAGACUUUCAGCUAUUUUUGGUGAACUGUAUAUCUGUUAGUAUUUCUGGCUAAUUUUGUAAUACUAACUUACUUUAUACAUACUUCCUCCUUUCACAUGUCAACUUUAUAUAUCACUUCUCUUUGUUAUUUAGCUUUUUCAUUAAAAGUUUAAAGUACAGAUUUGAAAAUGUGAAAAGAAUAACUUAUUUUUAGAACAUCGACAAAUGGGAAUAAAAAGGUGGGAGGAGAACCAAAGGAACAUAAGAUGAUGAAUUUCGAUAGCAGUUCAUCGAGUGAUGAAGACGAAAACUGUGAUAAUGAAAUAAACGAACAACCCCAACAUAUAGUAGAUUCAGAAGUGUGUAGUGUAGAAAAUGAUGAAGCGGACAAUUAUCAAUCGACCAUGUGGUUGGGCACUGAAGACGGUUGUAUAUACAUAUACAACUGUAGUGACAACAUUAGGAUUAAGAAAAAUAAAGGAAAAUUACAAUUAGGAGCUUCUAUUUUAAGUAUAAUAUAUCUGGAUAACAGGGUUUAUGUAUCAUUAGCAAACGGAGAUAUUACUGUAUAUGACAGAGAUUCUGCUGGGACUUGGAACUCAUCUAGUUCAGCGGUAUGUACAGUGGGAUCUUUAAGUUCUCCAGUUUCCAAAAUAGUACCUUAUAAUGGAAAACUCUGGUGCGGAUGUGGCAGUAGCGUGAAAAUAUUCGAUGGCCAUUCCCUAGCAGUUGAGAACAGUUUUGUGAUUAAUAAUGAUAGUAACAAGUCAAUUACGUGUAUAGUUCUUAGUGGAAACGGAGUGUGGUUAUCACUUCAGAAUUCAGCCAUUAUUAAAUGCUACCAAGUGACUACUUUCGAAUUAAUCUGUGAAAUUAAUGUAGCUCCGUCUGUGACUAAAAUGCUGACAAGUUGCGACGAUAUAAUUCGACAACACAAAGCAGCUUGCCUACGAGUAACAGCUUUGGUAGCAUGUAAAGAUCUCUUGUGGAUUGGUACUUCAGCUGGAGUACUGCUAACCAUGCCUCUUCCUCACAUUUCUUCGACAACGACCAAACUUACUACAGUACCUACAGUUAAUGGAGUGCCUCACGGUCAUACUGGCCACGUAAGAUUCUUGACGUCGGUAGAAAUGCCAGCCAAUGAAUUAUCUCAUAGAAUUUCGUAUAAAUCAAAACAGGAGACGCGAUCCAGUGCGAAGUUUUUGGUGAUAUCUGGUGGCGAUGGGUACGAAGAUUUUAGGACAUCUAAUAUGUCAGAGGUAGCCGGAAGGGAAGAUUCUACGAACCAUCUUUUACUGUGGAAUAUUUAA
Molecule: messenger RNA, 1340 nt
Organism: Diabrotica balteata
Lineage: Eukaryota; Metazoa; Arthropoda; Insecta; Coleoptera; Chrysomelidae
Source: the annotation of a GenBank genome assembly